AUGGAGGACAAGCCCGCACGGCCGCCGGUCACAUCUGUGCAAGAGACGCCUGCCCGGCCGGUGCGCGUGGAGGACCCCGUGGACUCCAUGCUGAAGGAUAUGGCCACCAUCAUCUUCUGCACCUUCCUCUUGGCUGGAUGGGUGGCCUUUGUCAUCACGUAUCCCAAGAGUGUGCACAAGCAGCAGCAGCUCCAGCACCAGCAGUUCCAGAGGCAGAUGGAGGAAAAGCUGGACCUGCUCCAGAGGCAGCAGCUGGUGUUCCAGCCUCCCUCCGACCUCCCGCUGGACCCGGCCGACUUCCUGGACGUGGUGCGGGCGCGAGCCGAGAGCUCCAACAACAGCAGCCCCAGCCUCACCCCCCGGGCCUCCAACCACUCCGACCUGUCCGUGCACGAGCUGGGGCCCUCCGGCCCCGAGCAGGACGACGCAGGAGAUGAGGAGUCCAGUAUUGUCCGAGUCGGAAACAUCUCCUUCAGUCCGAAAAACGUGCUGGGACAUGGUGCUGAGGGAACCAUUGUGUACAGGGGUCAGUUUGACAGCCGCCCCGUGGCGGUGAAGAGGAUCCUCCCGGAAUGCUUCAGCUUCGCCGACCGCGAGGUUCAGCUGCUGCGCGAGUCGGACGAGCACCCCAACGUCAUCCGCUACUUCUGCACCGAGCGCGACCGGCAGUUCCAGUACAUCGCCAUCGAGCUGUGCGCUGCCACGCUGCGGGAGUACGUGGAGCAGCCGGGCUUCCAGCGUCACGGCCUGGGACCGGUGGAGCUGCUGCAGCAGACCAUGUCUGGGCUGGCACACCUGCACUCGCUGAGCAUCGUGCACCGGGAUCUGAAGCCACACAACAUCCUGGUGUCCAUGCCCAGCGCACACGGCCGCGUGCGGGCCAUGAUCUCAGACUUCGGCCUGUGUAAGAAGCUGGCCGUGGGCCGGCACAGCUUCAGCAGGAGGUCGGGCGUGCCGGGCACUGAGGGCUGGAUCGCUCCCGAGGUCCUGAGCGAAGACUGCAAGGACAACCCGACCUGUACAGUGGACAUCUUCUCCGCGGGCUGUGUGUUUUACUACGUGGUCUCACACGGCUGCCACCCCUAUGGCAAGGCCCUGCAGCGGCAAGCCAACAUCCUCCUGGGAGCCUGCAGCCUGGAGCGGCUUCAGACAGACCGACACGAAGGCAUCGUGGCCACUGAUCUCAUACUGCAGAUGCUGAGCAUGGAGCCCCAGAAGAGACCAUCUGCUGAGAGCGUGCUCAAACACCCCUUCUUCUGGAGCCUGGAGAAGCAACUGCAGUUCUUCCAGGACGUGAGUGACAGGAUAGAGAAGGAGCCGCUGGACGGACCAAUCAUCCGGCAGCUAGAGCGAGGGGGGCGGGCAGUGGUGCAGGGUGACUGGAGGGAGCACAUCACUGUCCCCUUACAGACCGAUCUGCGCAAGUUUCGUUCAUAUAAAGGCGGAUCAGUCCGGGAUCUGCUCCGAGCCAUGAGGAAUAAGAAGCACCACUACCGGGAGCUGCCCGCAGACGUGCAGGAGACGCUGGGCUCCAUCCCCGAUGAGUUUGUGUCCUACUUCACCUCCCGCUUCCCCCACCUGCUGCAGCACACCUACAGGGCCAUGCAUACCUGCGCACACGAGCGCCUCUUCCUGCCUUACUACCACUGCAGAGGGACCCCGACAGAAGCCAUGCCAGCCCCCACACUCACCCAGCCUGUGAACGCAUUCCAGGGCUGGCCGCCUUCCCCCGCGCCGGUGGGUGAAGAGCCUGCAGCGCUCGGACCUCGCCUCCGGGGGGCGCCUCCCCUUCCCAAGUGCCUUCGCUGCGUCACUGUGGAGCCGGGAAACGGCACUGCCUAG
Molecule: messenger RNA, 1842 nt
Organism: Conger conger (European conger)
Lineage: Eukaryota; Metazoa; Chordata; Actinopteri; Anguilliformes; Congridae
Product: serine/threonine-protein kinase/endoribonuclease IRE1-like
Exons: 12
Coding region: 1-1842 (613 amino acids)
Biological process (GO): IRE1-mediated unfolded protein response; intrinsic apoptotic signaling pathway in response to endoplasmic reticulum stress; protein phosphorylation
Cellular component (GO): IRE1-TRAF2-ASK1 complex
Molecular function (GO): RNA endonuclease activity; ATP binding; protein serine/threonine kinase activity
Source: RefSeq, a predicted model, not a curated record